Molecule: messenger RNA, 1511 nt
Organism: Scleropages formosus (Asian bonytongue)
Lineage: Eukaryota; Metazoa; Chordata; Actinopteri; Osteoglossiformes; Osteoglossidae
Product: 26S proteasome non-ATPase regulatory subunit 13-like
Exons: 13
Coding region: 137-1360 (407 amino acids)
Biological process (GO): ubiquitin-dependent protein catabolic process
Cellular component (GO): nucleus; proteasome regulatory particle, lid subcomplex; cytosol
Molecular function (GO): structural molecule activity
Source: RefSeq, a predicted model, not a curated record
CAAUAUUUCCCGGAUGGCUAAUUGUACUAAUUAGGUGAUGGUAAGCAGUUCAAUUAAUAAUUGAAAAUGUACCAUCACAGCGCCACCAGGCCAGUUCUCAGGUGUUCCAGAUGACUUGAAAUAAAAGCAUCUGUCAAUGAAAGAAAUAAUGAAACCUCAUGUGUGGGUCAUUACCUGUAAGGUCUCAGUAAGCAGGCUGAUGGUUCUGUUGGGUUCAGGGAUGUCCCUGAAAGAUGUGAUUGGUUACCUGCGGGAACAGGGGAGAAAGUACUAUGCCACGGAAAAGGACCAGUGGCUGAGACUAGAGUGCCUUUACAGAAAGAGGCUGUGGCAUCAGCUCACUGUUGUGCUGCUGAAGUUUGUUCAGUCUCCAGCUCUUUCUGUGGGGGACAGGAUUUUGAAGCUGUAUGAAUGUUUCGUCAGUGACUUUGAGUACAAGAUUAAUCCAAUGUUUCUUGUGGAAAUUCUCAUCAUGGCUGCGCCACAAAUGCGGAACUGGCAGAGGGCCACAAGACUCUUUGAAAGAACCAUAGAAAAGGUGAAGCACAACGAUGAAGCAUUUAUCCUCUGCCUCACCGCUAUGGCUGGUGCCAGGAUGUCUGCCGUGGACCUGGUCGGUGCUAAAUCCAUACUUGAUGGAGCCGAGGCCCAUCUGGAGCGGAUGCCUGCGGUGACGCCAGUCCACGCCCGCUUCUACACCACCGUUUGCAAUUACUACCAGGCUUUGGGGCAGCCUGCCCUCUACUACAAGUAUGCCCUCCGCUUCAUGGCCUGUGUGGAUGUAGAAAAGCUCUCAGCUGACCUACGACAGCAGUGGGCUGUUCCUGUGGUCCUGGCUGCCCUUGUUGCAGAUGAUGUGUACAACUUUGGACAUCUGCUGAUGAACCCUAUCCUGAAAGACCUGCAAAAUGAAGAGAGACAGUGGCUAGUUGAUUCAGUCACCAUCUUUUACCAUGGGAACAUCAAGGAUUAUGAUGCUGUGAGGGACACCAGUAGAAGUGAGGCUGAUCUAACAAGACAUGAGAAGAAACUGAGGAAGAAACUGCAACUGCUAUGCCUUAUGGAAAUGAUCUACAUUAGACUGGAGCUCCACGAAUCACUAACUUUUGAGGAAAUUGCUGAUGAUGCAAACCUGCAACUGGAUGAGGUUGAGCCACUGGUGAUGAAAGCACUUUCCUACGGUCUGGUGAGAGGCACCAUUGAUGAGGUGGCCCGUGAGAUACACAUGACCUGGGUGCGACCAAAAAUUCUGGAUGUGGAACAGAUGUAUGAUUCCAAGGACCGCUUGGACAGUUGGUGCACAUACAUCAGGAUGAUGAUCUCUAAGGUGGAGCACAAAGCUCAGGAGCUUCUGGUAUAGCUUCAGAAUGAACAAGCAGCACCUUUUACAGAAAUGUGAAGACCUCAUCUUGUGUAAACUAUGCUUAGUGUUUCUUCACCCUUUGCAUGGGCCUUAUUACUUUAAAUCUGAAUUUAUAAAUGCUGGUAAAUGCAAUAAACUGACUAAACCU